This is a messenger RNA of Homarus americanus (American lobster), 2882 nucleotides long. Its product is annotated as ionotropic receptor 93a-like. The transcript is spliced from 12 exons. NCBI's taxonomy places the organism in Eukaryota, Metazoa, Arthropoda, Malacostraca, Decapoda, Nephropidae. The record is from RefSeq and is a predicted model, not a curated record. Gene Ontology annotation, molecular function: ligand-gated monoatomic ion channel activity. The coding region runs from base 391 to 2331 and encodes 646 amino acids. Gene Ontology annotation, cellular component: membrane.
CCACCAUCACCGCUCAGUAACACCAUGCAACAUCCACCAUCACUGCUCAGUAACACCACCCAUCUGUACCGAACACACAAACACAUUACUAAUGCAGUGUACACGUUAGCCACUCGCCAGCCGACCAAGAUGACUCCUAACUGCGCAAGUCCUCCAAUAACCAACCAUCGGUCGCCUGUAUCCCUGUGACCAAUCACCUACGACCAAAAACAUAAGUUCACCUGCUUCGUACUGUUGCAUGUUAGUGAAUGUGUUGGUCAUUUAUACAGACAUCCCAGCGGGGAGACGCACUUCUUUCAACUCAUCGUGAAGAAAGCAGAGAUCUUCAAAGUCCUACUCCAACUUGGGCCUUCCUCGGCUCUGUUGCAAAAGUACGGAGGAAGAGAAAAUAUGAUGAUGUGGUGGAUGAAAAAGGUGGUAGUCUUGGUGAUCAUGAUGGCAGAUGUUGUAGCGUCUCAAUCUCCACAGCACAGCUGGCAACAAGACGCCGGUGGUGGUGUGGGCGCCGUGCUGGAGGCCGUGUCUCAGCCCACCUGCUCCCUCAUCCUCCUCACCACCUCACCCUCCACCAUCUUCAAGGAGGAGAGUGUAGUACGAGGGAGCCCCUGGGGUGUGGGGGUGUUCGAGGUGGUGGUGGACGGCCAGGACGCUAACGAGACCCUGGUGCUGCUCUCCCACCUGCUCCACCAGGCUCGACAGUCACAGGUGAGGAUGGGGUCUCGGUGUGUGCGGGUGGUGGUGGUGAGUCACGACCCGGUCUUCCUUGACACCUUCGCCGAGUGGUCCCUCAAGGGCCGCCUCCUGGUGUGGGCCACCAAGCUGCUGGUGGUCACCAGCCUCCCACUCCCACAGCUCCACGCCCUCCUGUCCUCCCACUGGACCUUCUCCAUGAUGAACACCAUCUUGCUUAACCUGGAUGACACACCACCCAACCUCAGGUACAGUGUGUACACUCACCUGCCUUACAGUCCAGAUGGCGCCCAGGUGUUGCGGGUAGCUGUGUGGACACCAAGACACGGCCUCCGCCUCCUCACAGCCCUGCCACUCUUCCCUGAGAAGUUCUCCAAUUUCCAUGGUGCUGAGGUGAACGUGACGGGAAAGCCUUGGCCACCAUACUGGGUGGAGGAGCAGCAGGAGGCGGCUGACGGGAGCCUCGUCACCAUCUACACAGGCUGUGACUACCUCUCCCUCGAGACUAUCUCCCACACCCUCAACUUCACUAUUAAUAUCAUUCCUACUGCUUCCUGGGGAGAGGCAGUCAAGAAAGUGGAGGAGCGGGUGGCAUUCAUCACAGCGGUGUUCCAUGUACCCCUGCCAGAGCGCAAGAAGAAACACGACUUUACCAGAAUCUAUGAGUAUAACCAAAUGUCUUUUACUUUGGCCAAGCCCGGCCUGAAACCCAGCCUUGAUAGCCUCUUCUACCCACUAACCGGUGAGGUUUGGGCCUGGGUGCUGGUGGUCCUCCUUUUCAUGCCCGCCAUCUACUAUAUGGUCAGCAGAGGAAGAGAGAAGCAGUGUGGACGGCUACGGGUGGCAGCUGAGGUGUUGGAGGUGAUGGGGAUCCUGGUAGGCCAGAACCUGCCACAGCAGCUCCCACCUAUCACCUCCGGCCGCCUCCUGGUGGUGGCGUGGCUGGUGUUCGCCCUCAUCAUCGGGACGGUUUACCGUGGCAACCUAACAGCCGCCCUCACGCUGCCCAAGUACCCGCCCCGGCCAGAGACUGUGGAACAGCUGGUGGACACCGUUCAUAAGGUGACAAUGCCGCCAUUUGGGGAACUGUGGCGUCAAUUCUUCGCGGGUUCAGACUCAGAGGUGUACAAGAAAUUGGCCAGGAUGAUGAUGAUAGGACCAUCCACCAGGGAGGGACUACAGAUGGCCAUUGAACAGAAUACAGCAAACAUGGCAGCUCGACGGUACCUGUCAAAUAUGAUCGUGGAACACUUCACCGAGGCAGAUGGCACCACCCGCCUCUACCUGGCCAGGGAGACUCUCUUUCCAGGACAAUCUGCUUGGCCCAUCCCUCAUGACGCCCCCUACCAAUCCCAGCUCGACCGCUGCCUCAUAGCCAUUAUUGAAGCUGGCCUGUAUGAAAAGUGGAGUGAUGACACUGUAAGUCAAACCCGCCGGAGAAGCCAGCGGCGUCAGCGCGAGUACUUGGCACAGCAGCUGCAGCAGGGACAGCAGGUGGUAGACGAGACCGCAGAGUCUGACAAGAGCAUUAUAGCCCUUACCGUCACACACAUGCAGGGACCCCUCGUGUUUAUCCUUCUGGGACUUUUCCUUGCUGGGGUUGUUUUCGCUGUCGAGGUAUCUAUGACGUAUAACAAGUAGUUCUCCGGGACUCUGACCUACAAACUUUUUUGGGACAAUCAAGCCACAGAUCCUUCCUAAAACUCCCAAUUCCACGGAUUUCCUCACAAUUGUGUAAAUUCUUUUUACUCGCCAACAAACUAACCGAGAUUCCCAUACAGCAUUUUUCCUACAUUUAUAAAAGUUUUAAUAUAUAAGUGGUUGUAACCAGAUGGAAUAAACACCCAAGCAAGCCUUCAUCACACACGUAGAGUGAAAGCUAAUAAUGCCAAGAAGAAGCUUUUUUGUUAUACCAGUGUGAGGGACCUGUGUUCGUAGAACUGUCACAAUCACUGACACCAUACUGUAUUACCUCUCGGUGUUAGUAGUACUGUACGUGUAUUUCCAGUACUUGUACGUAUGGUGUACAUAAUUGUGUCUUAAUAUUAAAUAAUGGCAGUGAAACAAGUCGCUGUUUGACUGGCAACACGUAAUUAUUACCACUAUUUUCUUAUUAUUCAUUGUUGUCAUGCUUUCGUUCACUAAAAAUUAUGUUUAUAACAUUAAUACUUCUGUAAUUAAUAAACGUCUGC